AUGUCCAUGUCAGGGGCAACCUUAGGUACUGUAAAGAAGCCCACCAAGGAGCCAGAAGCACAAGGAAAGGUUGAAGCUUGUACGCACCAGUCUUCUACUCUGCCCCUUUUAAAUGGAAAUGUUUGUCCGUUGUAUGAAGAAGAGGCAGACAGGGAGGUGGCACAGUUGAUGAGAGAAUCUCUUCACUGGGCUGGGAACUUCCAAAUGAAUGGAGAUCCAAAGGACUGGUUGAACGUUGAAGAUCUUCUGCCUCACCAGACAGUGGAGAAGUUAACAAAAUGUGUAGUUUAUGAAGAUCGACACAAAGUCGGAAUUCUUGCCGGACACAUGGACAAGCACCUCUGGGAAUUAGAUGAUCACAUCCAGGACAUGCUGGAGAGUCGACUCGUCAGCACACAGGUGAUGAUGCAGGGAAGCAAAGAUGCUGAUAAGUUGGAUCAAGUAGAGGAUCUGUCCCAGUUACAAGAGGUGUGUGACAGCUCAGUGCUUCUCAACCUAAAGAAGAGGUUUCAUCGGGACUGUAUUUAUACCUACAUCGGAAACAUGCUACUGUCCAUCAACCCCUACAAACCCCUGCAUAUCUACUCAGAAGAACUGAGACAGCAAUACCAGGGUAGAGAGCAACAACAAAACCCUCCGCAUGUGUACGCUAUCGCUGACAAUGCCUUCAGACAAUCCCAGGCAUCCACCCAGGAGCAGUGCAUUAUCAUAAGUGGUCAGAGCGGUGCAGGAAAGACUGAGGCUACCAAGUUGGUCGUCCAUUACAUUGCUACCAUGUAUCAGAGCAGAAGCGUCGACCUGCAUCAGCCUAUGGACGUCUUUGCCAUUCUGGAGAGUUUCGGGAAUGCGAAGACCAGCUUGAACAACAACUCCAGCCGCUUUGGAAAAUACAUCCAUAUUCACAUUCUCCGUGGUGUUGUUGUUGGGACCUCCUUGUCCAAAUAUCUCCUUGAGAAAUCCAGGGUUGUUUUCCAGGCCAAUGGGGAGAGGAACUACCAUGUGUUCUAUGAGCUUUUGGCAGGUAUGAAUGACUGGAACAAACGGGACUUCUACCUUCAGGGAGCCGAGACGUAUUACUACCUGAACCAAGGUGGCGCCUGUGAGUUGACAGGAAAGUUGGACAGAAAAGAUUUCCAGUUAUUAGUUCAGUGCUUUGACAAAAUUGGUCUUAGUACUGACCAGAUCUUCACCAUUUGGGCCAUUCUUUCCUCUAUUUUGCAGCUGGGCAACAUCUGCUUCAGUUCACAUGAGAGUGAGUCGUUUGAGGUGGCUCUCAUCUAUAGUGAGUCUGAGGCUCGAAGGAUCAGCUCUAUGCUUAAGAUAUCUUAUGAGGCACUACAGAACACCAUAACACACAAAAUCACAAAGACAACCUAUGACAGGAUCUACUGUCCCCUGUCUGUGGAGAGUGCCAUCGAAUCGAGAGAUUCCAUUGCCAAAGCCUUGUACUCAGUGCUAUUUGACUGGUUGUUAGACCAGAUCAAUAACUGGCUGAAUCCCACAGAAAUGGACAACACCGUGGGCAUAGUAGACAUCUACGGAUUUGAAGACCUUGGAAUCAACAGUUUUGAACAGUUGUGUAUCAACUUUGCCAAUGAACAGCUGCAGCAUUUUUUCAGCCACACUGUGAUCACUCAAGAGCAGGAGGAGUACACUACAGAACAGAUCCAGUGGUGCCCAGUGUUGUUAAAGGACUUUAACCCCUGCCUGGAGUUAAUCUCCUCAAGACCAUACGGCAUCUUCCGCAUACUUGAUGACCAGACCUGCCUCCCCCAAGCAACUGAUCACACCUUUCUCCAAAAGUGCCACUACCACCAUGGAAACAGUCCUUACUAUGCCAAGCCCAAAAAGCCUGAGCCAACAUUUACCAUAUUUCACUAUGCUGCAACUGUCACAUAUCAGGUCCACAAUUUUCUUAAUAAAAACCACGACCAAUUCAAGACGGAAGUGGUGGAACUUUUCGCCAGUAGUCGGUUAAAGCUGGUGUCAGAGCUGUUUGGAAAGGUGAAGACCAGGUACGAUCAACAAAGAGAGUUGGAAUGCAGAAGAAAGGGUCUUCGCCAGCAACCCUCGACUGCUGCAUCACAUUUUCUACACUCCCUGACUGAGCUUACCAAGCGCUUGGAAAGUUGCAGAACAAUGUUCAUCCAUUGUCUCAAGCCAAACUGUAUUAAGCUUCCGGCAAUGUUUGAUGUGGACUAUGUGUCAGCCCAACUUAAGCAUACUGGCAUGUUGGAGGCCAUCCACAGUCGGAAAGGGGGUUAUCCUAUACGCCUCUUGUACUCCUACUUUGUUGAGAGGUAUGGGGUGUUCGCCACCCAGCGCUCCAGUAAUGUGACAGACCGAGAGUAUGUACUGAGUCUUUUGGAAUUGAUUGGUGCAGAUGACGGUCAAUAUCAGCUGGGACUCACAAAGGUCUUUCUAAAGGAGCUCCUGUACCGGCAGCUGGAGGAGAAGUGGAGUACCACUCAGACGUGGGCCGCAGUCACCAUCCAGCGAAACAUUAGAGGUUUUCUGUGCAGGAAAAACUUUAAAUUCUUCAAGCAGAAAGCGAUCAUCAUCCAGAGCCACAUCCGAGGACACCAGGCAAGGAAGUACUACAAACGCCUGAAGCAGUCCUUUGCUCAGUUCUGGGCUGUGAUGAUGAUAACUAGGAAUACCAUAAAGAGACGCCAUUGGAGGAAGCAUAUUCGGGACAAAAAGAAAGCGACCACUUUAAAAAAAGCAUCAGUGCUCCUGACAAUGGAUGUGGGCAGGUUGGAGAUCCCUGCUGAGCUGUCAGCAAGGUUCCACAGUGCAGCAGGGCAUCAACAUGCUUCUGAAGUGACAGCGGUGGCACCCCCACAAGUGAAAGCAAACCACAAGCUCAGUCUGCCUCGAGACAUAGACAAAUACCCAUUCUCUCACUAUGUCAAGUCCAUAUUGAAGGAUACAUGGUGCCAACCUAAAGGAACCCCCCUCCAAAGAGCCCUCACCUCUCUCGAAUCGGACGAUGCCUGGAUUGCACUGGAAGUGUAUAAACUGAUCAUGCGGUUCACGCGUGAGUCAGAUCUCAGCAGCUGGCAAGAGCAGAUGUUAGGAAACUACAUCAUUGAAAAAUGCCAAAGUCGUCCUGCCUUGAGGGAUGAGGUCCUGGCACAAUUGGCUUACCACACAUGGGACUCACAUGAAGAGCAGGGAAGCCUGCAGGGGUGGCUGCUGCUUGCCUGCUGCCUCAGUACCUUCACUCCGUCACCAAUACUGGAAAAACCCCUGCUCAAGUAUAUAUCUGACCACGCACCCAUUGAGUACCGUUCACUGUGCCAACACAAAAUGCUCACAUCAAUGCAACUUGCAGCCCCCAUUUCCCGGGUUUAUCCUCCCACCCAGCUGGAGUGGACCGCCAACAAAAGGAAAGCUGCAAUGACUGUGGAUGUAUACACAUAUAAUGAUGAGAAAUGGACAACUGAAGUGGAGUCCUGGACCACGGGAGAAGAGAUAGCCGCUUGGAUUCUUCAAUGCAGAGGUAUGACAGAGGCAACAGAAGGCUGGUCUGUGUCACUUCUGACGGAUGACGGGUGGUCUGAUCUGGCUGGCUCAGACUUGGUCAUGGAUCUGCUGGCUGGCACCGAGGCAGAAGUACUGCCCCCAUCAGACACCCCCUCCUCAGCCAAUUCUGAUUACUUGUUCAGUGAUCAAAGAGACAGAACACCAGUUACAGAUCUUGAUGACUUCAUUCCACCAGCACCUACAAUGGAAGCUCCAGGCCUGCCUCAAUUUCAGGACACCCAUUGGGGAGGAGAGUAUCCACAGGAAGGCCGGCGUCGACAGAUGGAUGCCUACGUAGAUGACUUGUUCAACCUGGAUCAAGGACAAUCGGACACAGAAAGAGUAGCCAAGCUACACCGGCGGAUGCGAGGUGGAGGAGGCAUUGGACCCAUGCAGCCUGGUUUUUAUAGUCCUGGUAUGCCAUCUUUAAUGCCAAGCUAUCCCAUGGGAAUGCCAGUAAGCCCUCACAUCCCGAGCUAUGGUCCAACUCCACUGAUGCCAGCCAUGCACACCAUGCAAGGGAUGAUGAUGCCUCAGGCUGCAGUUCCUUCAAUGAAUGAUCCCAUGCAGAUGGCAGCGACACAGCAAGCCCUUAUCAACCAACAGGCUCUUCUAAUGGCUCAGCAGAUGACCAUGCAGGCGAUGACUCUGUCCCAGCAGCAGAACCAGGAACAGCUGAGGUUGAGGGAACAGGAGAGAAAGCAGGAGAGAAAGCAGGAGCAGCAGCAGCGGUUGAGGGAGCAAACACCCACACCUUUGCCGCAGUCUUCACCUGCAGGCCAGCCUAAUACACCUUUGCCAAAGCCUCAAGAAGUAGAUUCAAAGAAUGCAGGUAACCGGCCCUCUUUCAGAGAAAGGCGUCAGUACUUCCAGAAUAUUGGUGGCUCUAAAACCCAGGCACCAGAAGGCCCCUCAUCCACACCAGUCCAACAGCAAAACAGCAUCCAAUCACCGCGUCCACCCCCUCCUCCCACUGCACCUAAACCCAAAACUUUAGUGAAGGACCCUCCCUACACUGCUGUCAGCAAAACAAAAAUCCCGACCACAAAUACGGAGCCUGAACCCACUUCUAACAUUCGGGAAAUCAUCAAACAGUUCAACAGCCGACCUCAACCAGAACCCAAAAACUUUGAGCCUGUCAGAGCUCCAUCAAGGCACUUUGUUAAGAAGGUGGAUCCCAAAGAGGAAGCGCUUGCCAAACUCAGACAGAAAGCCCCAGUGCCUCAACAAAAGAAACAGUGGGUGACCACCCCAGCAGCCAAACAGCAGUCUCCAAUAAGCACUCCAUCCCCACAGUCCUCUCCUCCGUCCACUGGAAGCCGUCGUGUCAUUUCCAGCAACAUGAGGCAGAAACAACGCUCACUAGAAGAUCUAUUUGGCUCUCAGCGCGCUCCAAACAUUGUACCUUCUCCGCCGGACUGUCCCUCACGCUCAACGACCUUCCCUCACGACAUCCCUGAACCACCAACCAUGGCUGCCCCAUCUCUCAGUAAGAUGCUAGAUGACAAGAUGUCCCACUCUGAACUUCACCGUUAUUCUCCUGGUGUUUAUUUGUCUUUCUGCAAUAUGCCUGGAAAACUCUUCCUGCGCAAAGAGGUGUUUUACCCAGAAGACGCAUUCAACCGACCAUAUGUCCUCAAUCUUUUAUGUGAACAGAUCAUGAGGGACACUUAUUCUGACAGCUGUGUGAAGAUAAGCAGAGAGGAAAGAAGGAAGAUGAAGGAUUUGCUCGCUAAUUUUAAUGUGGGAACUGUGAGCACCAUCCAGGACGACAGCUUAAAGAAAAGGAUUGUCAUUGCUGCUCGGGACAACUGGGAAAACUACUUUUCACGAUUAUUUCCUAUACAGUCAGACGAUGAUGACACUCAGAUUUUGGGUGUGUGCCAUCGUGGCAUUCGGUUAAUGAAAAUGGUGGCAGCGUCAGGCAUUGACCCAAAACACCUUCGCCUGCUGAGAAGCUACAGUUUUGCAGAGCUGCUGUCGGUUGAACUAUGUGGCACCAACCAAGUCCAACUGGAGUUGAAGAAUGAAAACCUACAGCUACAUUCUACCAAGGCUCCGCAAAUCACUGCCACAGUCCAACUCUUCCUCAAACAGCUCAUUGAGAACUCUGACCACGUGGUUGCCCUGAAGAGCUUUGUCACAGAUGACAAGAGUCUACUCAGCUUUAGCAAAGGAGAUAUAAUCAAGCUCCUACCAAUGGAGGCACUCCAGACAGGUUGGUAUUUUGGUACUUUGGGAGGAAGGUCUGGUCUUUUUCCAGCUGAUCGAACACAGCCAUCAGCCGCAUUGGACUACCAUCAUCACAAACUUGAUCGAAGAGAUGAUAGGCGGAAAAGUAUGAGAGUUGCAAGACCUGACACUCUGCCAAAAGAAGCUACUCUAGUUCCCAUCAGCAAGGAAGCAGACCACAGUUACUUGGCAUGGCCCACGAGAGAAGAUUCAUUCCAGAGAUCGGUACGGACCUCCAUCCAAGAGACGCCUCAAGACUUACAAAUGUUAGCAAUGGCUGAGUUUGCCAGGAAAUACUUUAGAACGGAAAAUGAAGGCUUAAAUCCAAGUGGCAAACUUUUUUUGGAAGCUGUUCAAUUCACAAAGGCGCCGAUUUCGAAGUCUCUCAUUCUUUACAACGACCCUGAUGUCAACCAGUUAUCUGUUCAGUGCUUUACGGCUAUCAUGCAGUUUAUGGGCGAUACAGCAAUGAAGAAGCAAACCUCGCAAGCAGACUGUUUGCAUCAUAUCUUACUGCUUGGGAAGGAAAAAGAGCAGCUCAGGGAUGAAGUCUACUGCCAGGUCAUCAAGCAAACAACCAACAACCCAAAUAGAGGCAGCUGCCAUUUAGGCUGGCGUCUACUCACCCUCGUUACUGGCUUCUUCCCCUGUUCUGGAACUCUCCAGCCCUACGUCUCGUGCCACUUACAGGACAUCAACAAAGACCAUGAACACCCUUUCCAAGAGCUGGUGUCUGUUUGCCAGGACAACCUUCAACGUUCUCUCACUUUUGGUGGCCGCCGUAACAUCCCCUCACGUAUUGAGCUGAAGGCCAUCCUGGCGGGUAAAACUUCACAAAUGACUUCUAUCCAUCUGCCAGGUGGGGCGGAAUUCCCCAUCAAAAUACGUAACUUCAGUAUGGCAGCUGAUGCGGCAACUCAGUUCUGUGAAGAAAUGCAUAUCUCAAACCUCUCAGAAAUGAAAGAAUUCACCAUCUUUGCCAACCGACAACAAGAUGGAAUGGUACGGCCUCUUCAUUCAAAUGAAUACCUGAUGGACUUUUUACUGGAUGAUGGAUGCAUCGCCUUUUCUCUAAGAAGAGUGAUCUGGAGAACUCCUCUGUGUUUCAACAAUGAUUUUUAUGUGGAUUUUCACUAUCAACAGCUUUUGGAUGACUACCUGAACGGUAAUCGUAUUCAUGAAUCUUCAGUCCAGCAAAUGGCAGAACUGUCAGCUUUGCAAUAUCUGUCUUUGGGACUGAAGGACCAACCCUCAUUGCAGGAGAUAAAGAAAUACCUUCCUUCCGCGGAGAGACAGAACGCUAAAAUGGAUGAGAUCCACUCUUCCUGUGUGAGCAAGAUAGAAGCAAUGCAGUCCCUCAGCCCUCUGGAUGCCAAAAUACAAUUUGUUGUGUUUCUGAGAGAGCAGCCUCAGUUUGGCUCCAACACAUACUUGGCGCAGAAAGUCAGCCAACGUGACUGUCCUUCACCCUGCAUUGUCAGCGUCAGCCAUAAUGGAGUGCUUUUUAUCCAUCCCAAAACACAGGAGCAAGUUUUUCAAAUUCCUCUGCUUGACGUUCAGUCCAUGCGGACUAUACGACCUAAAAAAGCAGGAAAGCUGCCGUCAAUGGACAUCAACUAUGGCCAACCCAAUCAACCCAAGAAAGUGACAAUUUGCCUCAAACAGGCGAAGGAGUUGUGUCACAUCCUUGCUAUGAUAAUGGAAGAGAUGAUCCGUCCCUCAGUCAAGAGCAGCAUUUCUAAUCCCCGGUAGACUGUGUCUGUUUUCAUUUGACCAUGUUUAUUCUUUUAACUUGACUAGAAUACAUGACGUACAAUAUAUGCACACUUGUUGAUAAUGAUCAUGUCAUCUUGAAAAUAACCAUGUAAUCAUGCUUACAGCUGCAUAUACAUGCAUCUUUUAUGGCAGUUUUCCAACUAUAAAACUUUCCAUACUGUGUAAAGUAAAAAACUCACACAUUAAUUAUAAUUUGUGCACUUCUUGUUUUUAAAAAUCUGAUGUAUAUUAUAUGCAAAUUAUACCCUGUAAAAUUGCUCAAAUACAUCAUAAAAGGGGACUUAUGAUGAUUCUAUUCUACAUUUAACACACUUACUUGAGGUCUAAAUAAUAUGGGUAUGCUUUGGUGUAAAUAUAAAGUCACAUU
Molecule: messenger RNA, 7903 nt
Organism: Entelurus aequoreus (snake pipefish)
Lineage: Eukaryota; Metazoa; Chordata; Actinopteri; Syngnathiformes; Syngnathidae
Gene: myo15b
Product: myosin XVB
Exons: 66
Coding region: 1-7512 (2503 amino acids)
Cellular component (GO): myosin complex; cytoskeleton
Molecular function (GO): ATP binding; protein binding; cytoskeletal motor activity
Source: RefSeq, a predicted model, not a curated record